Molecule: messenger RNA, 1820 nt
Organism: Syngnathoides biaculeatus (alligator pipefish)
Lineage: Eukaryota; Metazoa; Chordata; Actinopteri; Syngnathiformes; Syngnathidae
Gene: c1qtnf12
Product: C1q and TNF related 12
Exons: 8
Coding region: 139-1101 (320 amino acids)
Molecular function (GO): hormone activity
Source: RefSeq, a predicted model, not a curated record
GUGACUGUCUCUUGGACUUGCUGUGUUCUCUUUGGCUCCUUCUCAUCAUUCAGGACGCUGGGUUGGUGAGCAUCCUAAAAUAGACGCCACCUCAAGAGUAUUCAGUCUCCAUCAAAAUCCAGGUGAAAUUUGUUGGACAUGUGGUGUGGGACUGCUCCCCUUGUUGUGGUGCUUGCAAUGUGUUGGACCUACUGCAUCUUGGAUGGAGUAGCAGCUAAAAAGGAGAGGAAAAAGCUCAAGGAGACACCACUGCAACACACGGAGACCUACAACGUGACUCUGUCCAACAGCGAAGAAGAAUCUGGAAUUCCCAAGGUUUCUGACAACCAGAGAGUGGAUCCAUUGGGAUCAUGGAUGGACUUUGUCAAAAGACCUGUUGGCAACUUCCCAGCAAAAUGUCGCAAAAGGAAAAGACCUCUGCCAGGCCCACCUGGUCCUCCAGGUCCUCCGGGCCCACAAGGACCACCCGGCUCACCUGGAGCCGAGGUCACCCAGGAAGUUCUCCUCCAAGAGUUCAAAGAAAUGAUAAAAGAGGCUACGGAGAGACGAGCGGUGGCUGUGGAUCGACAACCCUCUUCCAGCCAGCUGCCCGUGGCUCUCCUCACAUUGCAGGAAGGCAUGACCUCCUACAGGAGGAUAGAUGAGGCUUUCCACUGCAAACUCAAGGGACCCAUAGUUGUGGACAAGAAGACUCUGGUGGAGCUCCAGAAUUUUCAAACACCACCAGCUAAGGGAGCCUUCCUGAGAGGGUCAGGCAUGGACCAGGCUACUGGCAGAUUCACCGCCCCCAUCACAGGCAUCUACCAGUUCUCUGCCAAUGUCCACAUUGAUCACAGUGAAGUGAAGAAAAGCAAGAGCCAGUUGAAGGCCAGGGACAAUGUCCGUGUCUUAAUCUGCAUCGAGUCACUUUGCCACAGAUACACCUCAUUGGAGAUGAUUGUUGGCUUGGAAAGUAACAGUCGGAUCUUCACUGUGAGCGUUCAGGGACUCUUGGAGCUCCAGGACGGCCAAUACACCUCCAUCUUUGUGGACAACGCAGCCGGGGCCUCUAUUACGAUACAGAACGGCUCCGACUUCAUGGGUGUGCUCCUCGGGGUGUAGCGUCACGUCGUGGCAAACUGCGAUCGUUGUCUUCGAACGAACCGCUUACGGGCGCCACAAUACGACAGCAAGCACGGCCACGUUCCGAGCGAGUUCCAACUGACUUUUGACCCGACGCUGUGUGAUAAGUUGUGGGUUGAAGUGGGCGGAGCUAAAGUGAGUUGUGGUUUCUAUUUCACUGCCUCUCCCUUGGACCAGGUUGUGCUGCUUCACCAGUAAAAUGACCUGAACAUGUCAAACGUUAUUGUUGUGCUUAUGAGUCUUUUUACUCCACGUACUGUACAACAUAGAAUGAAUAUGAACUUCUUUCUGUAUAUAUACGUAUAUACAUAUAUAUAUAUGACUCAAACUGUCUUUAGUGCAUUUUCUCGAACAAUUAAUAAUAAUCCAGUAUAUAUCUAUUUUUUACAUUAGUUGUGAGUGUUGCUGAGAUGGUAAAAACACAGCACCUAAAGGUGUUUUGUUUAAGAGUGUGGUUGUUAUCGCAACACUAUUCGAUGUCACAGAAAUGUUGAUUUGAUCCUGCCCAAAUGCAUCAGCAGGCUGUAUAUCAGUGACUGUUAUAUAUUCCUGCCAUACAUUUGUAAUUUAUCAUUAGUGCACAAGAUUCCUUAGGAUUAUACUUUUUCAUAUUUAUGUUUGAGAAAAUGUAUCACUCUUAUGGUAUUUGACAGAUUCCUGCAGCAAUAAAAUUAUAUCUUUUUACUGUAUUGUACUAU